AUGAUCGAUAAAAUCAAGUUUUGUGAAAAAGAAGCAUAUGAGCCUCAGCGUGAUACAGAUUUAGCAGACAUAGGAGUAUACGAGAAAUUACAAGGAAAAGUUUUACCAAAAAGAAAAAGAAUGAAAAUCUCAAUGACCAAUAAUCUUAUGAUGUUUAGAGACGUCUUUUGCAAAGAUGAGGGUAAUUUCUAUUCCUACAAUCCGUGUGUUCCUUUCAUUGAAGGGAGUUGCCGUUCUGCAGCAGUCUGUAUUUUGAACCCAGACAAGUCACAGCAAAUUCAAAUAGGUGACGCCUCUUCGGCAACAUUUAAAGUAGAUGAGAUAGGAGGAAAUGUCGUUGCUACGUACACGUCUAAUCCACACGACUUAAUUGUGUCAAAAGUUAAUUUGGUAUGCGAUCCAAAUGCAUGCGUACCCGUAAUCGAGGCUCAGGGGCAGCAGAAUGACGGAUCAUUCAAAAUGACGCUAACCACAGUUUGCGCAUGCCCGGGGAUGUGUGAUUCAAAUGGUCCAAAAACAAACUGUAGCGUGUGCAAUACGAAAUAUGCUGAAUUCACAAAAAGUUGUGAUCGUGGCUAUGAUGGAAAAGAAGAAGCAAUUAAAGUUUUGAUUAUCAAUAACUGGGACGGUGUCUGCAAGUUUCCGGACAACGACGAUGUUGCUUUCAGUUUAAACAAUGACAAAUCAACAUGUGAAGAUGUAAUUAACAGGUGUAAUCCAAGUCAGUCAUUUUCUGUGAACGGAUACAUGUGCAAAACAGCAUGAAUUCCAACAAAACAGUUUCGAACAAGGCGUAUAUGCUGUUUACGCAGAAAUCUUAACCGAAAGUGGUAUCUUUUUCCUUUCCAAUUGAGCCGUGCCAUGAGAAAACCAACAUAGUGGGUUU
This is a messenger RNA of Mercenaria mercenaria, 886 nucleotides long. RefSeq lists its product as uncharacterized. The record is from RefSeq and is a predicted model, not a curated record. The transcript is spliced from 6 exons. Gene Ontology annotation, cellular component: trans-Golgi network. NCBI's taxonomy places the organism in Eukaryota, Metazoa, Mollusca, Bivalvia, Venerida, Veneridae. The coding region runs from base 1 to 765 and encodes 254 amino acids.